UUUUAAAGUGGUCUUCAGACGUUCCCGACGUAGACUGAACCAAAGAAGCUCAUCUCCAAGAUGAAUACUCUGUUUGGAUUUGUCAUACUGGCAGGAGUGAUUCAGUCAAUCAGCGGUGAUACUUGUACUGGAUGUGCAGGUACAUACACUUUAGACAAAUCGGCAGCGAGUACCAAAGCCGCCCAGUGCACCGCCUUAAGAAAGUAUGCGGAAUGUCUAAUGGGAUCGAAAGGAACCGGAUGUUCCACGAGUGAUUCCACAAGUAUCAACACACAGUUUAGUGCUACUGGAGACAUUACAAAGGAUGCAGCGACUGCCAACUGUGUACUUGAUAGUAUAUGUACGACCUGCCAAGUGAAUUUUCAAAAGAAAAUACAAGCUCGUUCUGCAUCAACUAGAGACACACAGAAAUGCGUAGAAGACUUUGAGUACGUGAACUGCGUGGAUACAAAACCCUCCUCACAGACUGCAUGUGACGGAACUACAAGCCAGUUCCGGAUGUUCAAUGUCGCUCUGUCUGUGGCCAGGCUAGACUGUGUGUAUGCUGGCACGUCAGCAGUGAAGUCAUCUGUCGUCAUAAUGGCGGCGGCUCUGUUUGUGUCGUACCUCAAGUUUUGAUUUCCACCUAAUGCAAAUUGUGACUACAAAACAAAAUUGAACUCAUUUCAUAUAAAAAUAUAUACACGAACACACUACUAGCACGAUGUUCUAUAGAUAUGACAGAUCUACGUGGUCAGACAGAUAAUAGAUUGUCGUGGUAUUUAAAAGUUUUCAAAAUACAGUUGAGAAAUGUACAGGGCUUAUUUAGUAAAACAACAUAAUUAUGUAAUAACAACAAUAUGUAAUAAUUAGAUUUGGUCUAGUAAAAAAACAAACUUUUGUUGUACAUUCAUCAUAAUAUUAUCAUCACAUAAA
Molecule: messenger RNA, 915 nt
Organism: Gigantopelta aegis
Lineage: Eukaryota; Metazoa; Mollusca; Gastropoda; Neomphalida; Peltospiridae
Exons: 6
Coding region: 61-618 (185 amino acids)
Source: RefSeq, a predicted model, not a curated record